AUGACUAUGAUUCUGGGGAAGGUUCUUUCGUUGGACCCUGAUGUGGGUCGGGCCACCGACCAUUAUGUUGAUGAUAUAAUGGUGCAGGAGUCCAUAGUGAGUGCUGAUCGUGUGCGGAAGCAUUUGCAGGCAUAUGGACUGGAAUCGAAAGAACCAGAGCCUCUUGUUGGUGGUCGGGUGCUUGGAAUUGCUUUGAGCAAGUCACCGAGUGGGCAUCUGGAGAUGUCGCGGGGGAGUGAACUCCCUGAGGCAGAUAGUGGAGUCACUCUUACUAAGAGAGGCUUGUUUUCAUUAUGUGGCCGCCUGACAGGACAUUACCCUGUGGCCGGGUGGUUGAGGGCCUCGUGUAGCUUCUUGAAGCGACUCGGGUCCGAAGGCUCAUGGGAUGAGCCGGUUCAGAGCAGUGUGCAUGCCAGCUCUCUUGCUCUGGGAGUGGUUAUUCAGGUGAAUAACGAUAUUGUGGAGGACGCUUCGUGGCUUCGGAAGAAGUCGGACAGCCUCCACAUCAAUGUGGCUGAAUUGGAGGCAGUCGGUCGGGGAAUCAAUCUGGCUAUUCAGUGGGGAUUCAAAGCCUUCACUGUGGCCACCGAUUCCCGGACGGUAUUAUCUUGGUUGGAUAAUACAGUUGAGGGGCGUGAUCGUGUCCGCACGAAGGGCGCCGCGCAGAUGCUUAUAAAGCGUCGUUUGCUGGUGAUUAAGCAGGUCAUCGCCGAGUACGAGCUGUCAGUUAUUUUUCGAUUUGUUCCUACAAUCGAGAAUAAGGCUGACAGGAUGACUCGAGUACCGAAAAGGUGGCUCGGUCAUUGUGAGUCCGUUGACUCGAGAGCCGACGAGUUGGUCUCGGCAGCUCUGUGUACCGGAAGGACGGUGACGGAUGCCAUAUGGGCGGCUCAUCUGCCGCACCAUUUGGGCGUCGACCGCACACUUUAUCUUGGGAAGCAAAUCAGGUCUGACCUGACGCGUGACCAGGUGAAGCGUGUUAUUGCAGGGUGCGAAGCGUGCCAACGCAUCGACCCUGCAAUGAGGGCUGAGAACCUCGUUGGCCAGGGUGAGCUGGCCGUUGAGAAAGAUUGGUGUCGGGUUGCAGUCGAUGUGACCCAUCACUGCGGCAGUCUAUAUCUUUCAAUGGUAGACUGUGGACCAUCGAGGUUCGCCAUCUGGCGUAAGCUACCGAAUGAGUCGGCAGCCGCCAUUGUUGCUCAACUUCGCCAAGUGGUGAUUGAGCGAGGACCGUUUGUUGAAUUGCUGAUGGAUAAUUCUACGGCUUUCAGGUCGGCGUCUGUAGAGGAGUUUGCUACAGAAUGGGGAAUCUCUCUGAGAUUUCGUGCUGCCUAUGUUCCCAGUGGAAAUGGGAUCGUAGAGCGGAACCAUCGCACCAUCAAGAGGAUGGCUGCGCGGGGGAGGAUUACUCCCGAGGAGGCUACCUUCUGGUACAAUGUGACGCCUCGUGACUCUGAAUGCCACACGGUCCCGAGUGGCAGGUUGUUCAGGUAUCCGUGGCGGAUACCGUAUGAUGUCAACGUGAAGGUUGACGAAGAUGGAGCAAAGAAUGCUUUCUCUGUCGGUGAUGAAGUCUGGGUUAAACCUCCAGUUCCUUCAUGCACAAAACGGUGGGCCCCAGGCCGAGUGACUGCUGUGAAGUCGAAGCACAUCGUGUGCGUUGAUGGGAUGCCUAGGCAUGUGCGCGACGUUAGAAGACGUCGCGGGUCAGUCAGUAAUGACACAGCUGAGUCAUCUGAUGACGGCGAGUGGCCAAAUGGCGAAGGUGGCAGACCGGUCACCGAUAACGGUGAGAAUGUCUCGACCGAAGCAGGUCGUGAUUCACGGAAGGCACAAGAACCUGCUCCUGUUGAGAGGCCUGUUGAUGUUGGCCCUGAGUCGGCCGGUGAGGGAGAUAGUAACCUAGCUCCUGAAGAUUUGGGACCUCGUGAGUACGGGAACGAACCCGACGAGGGAGGUCCGAGACGAUCCUGUAGGGAACGUCGGCCGCCUAGGUGGCAAAUGGACUACGUCCCUUAG
Messenger RNA from Portunus trituberculatus (swimming crab), 2019 nucleotides. RefSeq lists its product as uncharacterized. Gene Ontology annotation, molecular function: RNA-DNA hybrid ribonuclease activity; nucleic acid binding. Lineage: Eukaryota; Metazoa; Arthropoda; Malacostraca; Decapoda; Portunidae. The record is from RefSeq and is a predicted model, not a curated record. The coding region runs from base 1 to 2019 and encodes 672 amino acids. The transcript has 2 exons. Gene Ontology annotation, biological process: DNA integration.